CUGAGUUGGCUGGCGAAACAAACAACAGGACUCUGCAAUCAGACACUGACUUCUCCUUUCUCCUUUGUCUCUGUUGGCCUCAGUUCAUCCGAAAGCUUCGUUUCUGGAAAACCAACAGAGUCCCGAGCCAGCAAGGGGGAAGAAACCGAUGAGCCAGUUGAACACCCGAAGAAGGAAAACAUCUGUUGGCAUGGAAAAGUGAUUAUUUUCCCAAGCUACUGAGUAAAACACCACAGACCUGGCUGUUUCAACUCUGGUUUCUUGUCAGAUUUUGUUCCUCCAGGAAACCUUACAGAAACCUCCACCAUCUGGAACUCAGAAACUCAUCUCGGGGCUGACUGUGGCUUCUAGAACAUGCAGGUGUUCUGCAGAUGUGAGACUGUAUCCCGCAGUCACCAGAUGAAAUCCUAAGCAGAUGCAAGGCUUGCUUUGUGGCCUUAGCUCCCCUGAGUGCAAAGGGCUACUUCUCUGCUAAGUGGCCAAGAGUGGUUGUUGACGUUGUUGUCUGAAUGCUGCACCCAGCCAGUCAUCUUAUUAAGCUGCGAUGAGAAGACAUCUUGAGAGGACCAACCCAACUUAAGGGUGACACAUUCCUGACUCUCUUGGAUUAGGAUUCAACAUGGGGACCUUGUUUCUGUAGCCCCUAACAUCCCUGUAGCCAUUACUAACUCCAGUGUAUUCUUGACAACUGGAAUCCUUGGUGACUUCCCGCACUGAAAGUGAACAAAGAGAAAACUCUAAAAUUCCAGAGAUUCACAGUGGUGCUCGGUUAUCAUUUAUCCAAGACAACGGGAGUCUUCGUGUCUUACAAUGGGCUGGCUCUUUCUAAAGGUUUUGUUGGUUGGCAUGGCUUUUUCUGGAUUUUUCUACCCUCUCAUGGAUUUCUCUAUCAGUGGGAAAACAAGAGCCCCCCAACCAAACAUCGUGAUCAUUUUGGCUGAUGACAUGGGAUGGGGUGAUCUGGGAGCAAACUGGGCAGAAACAAAGGACACCACCAAUCUUGACAAGAUGGCUUCCGAAGGAAUGAGGUUUGUAGACUUCCAUGCAGCUGCUUCUACCUGCUCCCCCUCCCGAGCCUCCCUGCUCACAGGCCGGCUGGGUCUACGGAACGGAGUCACGCACAACUUUGCAGUCACCUCUAUAGGGGGGCUUCCAGUCAACGAGACCACCUUGGCAGAGGUGCUGCGACAGGAGGGUUAUAUCACUGCCAUGAUAGGCAAGUGGCAUCUUGGGCAUCAUGGCUCUUAUCACCCCAAUUUCCGUGGCUUCGAUUACUACUUUGGAAUCCCAUAUAGCAAUGACAUGGGUUGCACUGACGCUCCAGGCUACAACUACCCUCCUUGUCCUGCGUGUCCACAGAGAGAUGGCCUAUGGAGGAACCCUGGGAAGGACUGUUACACAGAUGUUGCCCUUCCUCUCUAUGAAAACCUGAACAUCGUGGAGCAGCCUGUGAACCUGAGCAGCCUUGCACAGAAGUAUGCAGAAAGGGCAGUGGAGUUCAUUGAGCAGGCAAGCACCAGUGGAAGACCUUUCCUGCUCUACGUGGGCCUGGCUCACAUGCAUGUGCCUUUGUCUGUAACUCCACCAUUGGCACACCCACAGAGCCAAAGCCUGUACCGUGCAAGUCUCCGGGAGAUGGACAGUCUGGUAGGGCAGAUCAAGGACAAAGUUGACCAUGUGGCAAGAGAAAACACACUCCUCUGGUUUACAGGAGACAACGGCCCAUGGGCUCAGAAGUGUGAGCUGGCAGGCAGCUUGGGCCCCUUCUUCGGAUUGUGGCAAACCCAUCAAGGUGGAAGUCCAACCAAGCAGACCACCUGGGAAGGUGGGCAUCGGGUUCCAGCACUGGCUUACUGGCCUGGCAGAGUUCCAGCCAACGUCACUAGCACUGCCUUGUUAAGCUUGCUAGACAUCUUCCCCACCGUGAUAGCUCUGGCAGGAGCUAGCUUGCCCCCAAACCGGAAAUUUGAUGGACGGGAUGUCUCUGAGGUGCUCUUUGGCAAGUCACAGAUGGGGCACAGGGUGCUGUUCCACCCCAACAGUGGGGCUGCUGGAGAGUAUGGUGUCCUGCAGACUGUCCGCCUAAACCAUUACAAAGCUUUCUACAUAACUGGUGGAGCCAAAGCUUGUGAUGGGAGCGUGGGUCCUGAGCAGCACCACAUGGCCCCUCUCAUUUUCAACCUAGAAGAUGCUGCUGAUGAAGGGGUGCCUCUACAGAAGGGGAGCCCCGAGUACCAGGAGGUGCUGCAGCAGGUCACCAGAGCUCUUGCAGAUGUCCUCCAAGACAUCGCUGAUGACAACAGCUCCCGAGCAGACUACACUCAGGACCCUUCAGUGAUUCCUUGCUGUAACCCCUAUCAAACUACCUGCCGCUGCCAACCGGUCUGAGGGUUCAUUGUUCCCCCCAUGAGAAACACUACCUGAAAAUUGUAGACAGGUGGGUUUACUUCCAAACUUAGGUGUGGUUAUGGCUGUCUGCUUUAGAAAGGAAGUUGCAGCAUUUGGUUAGGAAGCUACAGCAUUACAGUGGGGACUGUCUCCUCUGCAUGCAGACUUGAGAAGCCCUGAGUGCUGGUACAGUGGACACGGCAUGGUUAAGCACUAGCGAGGAAUGGGGUCAGGUCUGAGCCCUGGGUUUAAAGCUCGGGCAAUGCCUUAAACCUCAAUUGGAAGUUGAAGGUUAAAGUAACCCACAGAACUGUGUGUAACCCACGAACUGACACCAGGCAGAUUCUCGGUCGGUAUUUUAGGUUCUAUCUCGUGUCCCCAGUUUCAGUGGCCAUUUCGGCACAGACUCAUCUGGCUUGCUGGUAUGUAGAGCUUGGCCGUCUUCAAUAUGCAUACACAUCUCUGGGGAUCUUGCAAAAUGCAGAUUCUGGAGGGGAGGGGUCCGGGAGCCUACACUGUUGCCUUUGAGAUGACUUGAGCAAGCACAGCUAAACCAAAGUGAGGUUUUCCCAGGCCUUGGACCAGAACUCAUGACCCUUCUCUCCUGUGGAUGUCAAAUGGAUGUAUUAUAAAGAUUUGAGCGUUCAGGGCUGAAGUGGUGGUCCGUUGGUUAAGAGCUUGACUUGCUUGCUCAGUUCCCAGCACCUACAUGGUAGCAUAAACUGUCUGCAACUCCAGUUCUAGGGGAACCUUGUACUCUUCUCUGGCCUCUGAGAAUGCCAGACACGCAAGUGGUGUAUAUACAUGUAGGUAAAACACUCAUAUAUUAAAACAUAAUCUUUUUAAAAAAAAUGGGUUCUUCCCAGCCCCUAAAAGUUCUAAGAAACAAAAUAAAAAUGUAAACAACUCACAAAUGCAUUGC
This is a messenger RNA of Mus caroli (Ryukyu mouse), 3310 nucleotides long. The record is from RefSeq and is a predicted model, not a curated record. Lineage: Eukaryota; Metazoa; Chordata; Mammalia; Rodentia; Muridae.